This is a messenger RNA of Pyrus x bretschneideri (Chinese white pear), 408 nucleotides long. Its product is annotated as protein HIGH ARSENIC CONTENT 1, mitochondrial-like. The record is from RefSeq and is a predicted model, not a curated record. Lineage: Eukaryota; Viridiplantae; Streptophyta; Magnoliopsida; Rosales; Rosaceae. The coding region runs from base 1 to 408 and encodes 135 amino acids. Gene Ontology annotation, molecular function: catalytic activity. The transcript is spliced from 6 exons.
AUGGCUGCCAUGAAAAGGCCUGAAGACGUUGCAAGUGUCGACGUCUAUACAGCGAAAGGUCUCCUCAGUAUAGGUCACCGUUAUCUGGAUGUCAGGACGAUUGAGGAGUUCAACAAGAGCCACGUUGAAAAUGCCAUGAACAUUCCUUACAUGCUCAUCACAGAAGAAGGUAGAGUGAAAAACCCUGAAUUUCUCACGCAAAUUUCCUCAACCUUCAAGAAAGAGGAUCACUUGGUCGUGGGUUGCAACAGUGGAGGAAGAGCACUUAAAGCUUGUGUUGAUCUUCUAAAUGAAGGUUUCCAGCAUGUGACCAACAUGGAAGGAGGCUACUCCUCUUGGGUGGACAGUGGACUUGCCAGUGACAAACCAUCCGGCGAGUUGAAAGUCGCUUGCAAAUUCCGCCCUUGA